Passer domesticus (house sparrow) is the source of this 1637-nucleotide messenger RNA. Its product is annotated as basic proline-rich protein-like. NCBI's taxonomy places the organism in Eukaryota, Metazoa, Chordata, Aves, Passeriformes, Passeridae. The record is from RefSeq and is a predicted model, not a curated record. The coding region runs from base 1 to 1011 and encodes 336 amino acids. The transcript is spliced from 2 exons.
AUGCGCUGGGCGGCAGCAACUCCGCCACCGGCGCAGGGGGGCGCGCCGCCCGCCCCGCGCCCGCGCAGCGCCGCGGCUGGGACACACCGCCCCCUCCCGGCCCUGCCCUCCGCGCCCCCCCCGCGACCGCGCGGGCGCCGCGUCCGCCCCCCCCCGGCGGCCGCGGGGGCGCUCCCGCCGCCUUUGUCUGGCGGCGCCGCCGCCCCGCGCAGCGCCCGCGCAGCGCCCCGGGGUCGCGCCGCCGCCCGCCCCUCGCUUCGCCGCCCGCCUCGCCGGGCGCGCCCCCCCUCCCCGGCGGCUCCCCCCGCGGCCGCCGGCCGAGUGAGCUCACCCGGCCCCCGGCCGCCGCCGCCGCGCCGCCGCCGACCAAUCAGCGCCGCGCCGCCCCGCGCCGCGCCCCCAUUGGUCCGGGCGGGAAGCGGGGCUCGGACCGGCGCGCGGGGGGGGCGCGCCCCCGGCCCCGUCCCGGUGCCCGGCCCCAGCCUUAUUCCCGGCCCCAGCCUUAUUCCCGGCCCCAGCCUUAUUCCCGGCCCCAGCCCUGUCCCCAUCCCCUCCGCCGGCGCGCUGUCCUGCGCGGGGCCAUCCCCCCCGCCGGUGCCUCCAUCCGCCGAGCCGGGGGUCCGCUCCCUUGCGUUCAAAAGCACAGCCAUCCCUCCCGCAGCCCCGCCGGUCCCCGCCGGUCCGGGAGCGGAGAACUCGCCGUGCCCCUCCCUCCCCUACCUGCGCCGAGCCCCGAGCGGGCGCUUGCAGGGAGAGCUGCCCCGACACUACCGCAUCUCCCGCCCGGGCAGCGGGGCGGGCGGCGGAGAGCCCGCGGUACAGCGGACUGAGCGGCCGGGGAACGGGGAGCGGCGGGGGGGCUCCGCUGGUGCAUCCCCCGGGACAGACGGGACGCUGCUCCGCUCUGCCGGAUCACCGGGGGCGGCGGGCAGCGGCUCGGCCCCCGCCGCCACGUCUCAAACUUCGGGGAAACGCGUUUCGAUCCCCCCCUUCCCGCCCCUUUUCCGCUAGGACCGGCUUUUUAUCCCGGCGAGAGAAACCCAGACCUCUCAGGAGCAACCAAGAAGAGCGAAACAAACAAGAAACCGCAGAAGAAAGCAUUGGAAAGGCGGCCGGGAGAUAAUCCAGGAAUGCUUCAGAUAAGGAAGGGGGGGGCACUAUACGUGCGGAGAUACCCGAAAAGUCAGAGCCUGAUGGAAAGGCUGAAAGACGGACGGGGGGUGGGGGGGAAACCCGCACUUGUUUAGAGCCUAUUAAAGGUCACAUCGGGCUGGGGGGUGGGCUGCGGGUGAUGAUAAAAGGAGUUUAAGAACGAGGGGUUUAAGCGCGCAGAUGAAGCGCAGCGCCAGGAUUUGGGGGGUUUGUUUACUGGCUCCCGGUGCAGAAAACAAAAGAGCGGCGGGUCCGUGCGGAGAGUCAGCCCGAGGUCAGCCGGGGCUGCCCCGCGCCCGCCGCCGGCACAGCCGGGCCCGGGUGCCGCCCGGGAGUCCCCGGGAGUCCGCGGGGCCGGGAACGGGAGCUGCCCGCUGCCCCACGGCCGGGCCUGGCGCUUGCAGAAGUUACGGAGGGGUUUGAUCAAUUAAACGGAGGGCUUCGUAAAAUAUUUCCUAAUAAAAUCUACGGUUGUCUUAAAAGUU